This is a messenger RNA of Diaporthe citri, 1509 nucleotides long. RefSeq lists its product as uncharacterized. Lineage: Eukaryota; Fungi; Ascomycota; Sordariomycetes; Diaporthales; Diaporthaceae. Gene Ontology annotation, molecular function: iron ion binding; heme binding; oxidoreductase activity, acting on paired donors, with incorporation or reduction of molecular oxygen. The coding region runs from base 1 to 1509 and encodes 502 amino acids. The record is from RefSeq and is a predicted model, not a curated record. The transcript is spliced from 6 exons.
AUGAGCUUGACAUUCCGAGAAGGGCUUCUGCCCAGCUCGUCCAUAUGGGCCUUGCUUGUCCUCAUUGUGGCGUACGUGGUCUGGACCGUCAUCUACACGUUUACCCUGCACCCCCUUGCCAAGUUUCCUGGGCCAUGGUGGUUAGCUAUCAGUCGUAUACCGUACUGGAUCGUUGCCGUGCAAGGCGAGCAGAUCAAGCUCAUGAGGCGUUUGCAUGAAAAAUACGGACCUGUGAUUCGAUUCAGCCCAAAUGAGUUGAGCUAUACCGACCCGCAAGCUUGGAAAGAUGUGUGCGGGCAUUAUCCUGGCAACUCUGAGAAUUACAAGGCACAAGAGGCUCAUUUACCGCCUCUAAAUGGAACACCGUCUCUCCUCACGGCACCGUUUAGCGAUCACAGGCGAAUGCGCCGCGUCUUCUCCCCAGCCUUCUCGGACCGCAGUCUCAGACAGCAAGAGCCCCUGUUCCACAAGUACGUCGACCUGCUCAUCUCGAAACUGCGAGGCACCGACGGUCAACCAGUGCCGCUCGGCCAAAUGUUGAACUUUGCCACUUUCGACAUCAUGGGAGACCUCACCUUUGGCCAGCCCCUGGGGCUCCUCCAGAGCUCUGAAUACUCCUCGUGGGUCAAGAACGUAUUCGACGCCGUGCGAGUGCUCCCACUCAUCCAGUUCAUCGAGUACUACCCACUCUUAAGCAAGAUCUACAAAUAUAUCGAGCCCAGGAGCCUCAACAAGAUGAAGACGACGCAUUUCAAGCACUCGGCGGAUCGAGUGGACAAGAGGCUGGAGAAGAAAUCUGAUCAGCCCGACAUUUGGAACCUUGUCUUGGCAGCGGAGGAUGGGGGGAAAAUCUCUUUGAAUGAGAUGCAUUCAAACGCCGAUCUCUUCAUGCUGGCCGGUACUGAUACUACAGCCACGCUACUGUGCGGCCUGACUUAUCUUCUCUCGAUGGACACACAGCGAAUGUCAAAAGUGGCCAAGGAGGUCCGGGAACAAAAGAAAGCUCACGGCCUCGGCUUCGACUCAUUGGCAAAUCUCACCUACUUGAACGCCUGUAUCCAAGAAACCCUCCGCAUGUACCCGCCAGUUCCGGUGGGGAUCCCCCGAGGCAUCCCGGCAGAGAAUGGAGGUCGGAUGAUCUGCGGCAGAUGGGUCCCGACAGGCGUGCGGUGCUCCAUCCACCAGUAUGUCGCCUACCGGUCCGCGGCCAACUUCAAGGACCCGGACUCGUUCGUCCCGGAACGGUGGCUCGGCGACCCCAGGUACGCAGACGACCGACGCGAUGCCUGCCAGCCCUUUUCGUACGGACCUCGGAACUGCAUAGGGCAGAACAUGGCGUGGCACGAGAUGAGGCUCAUUUUCGCAUCGCUCCUUGCCAACUUUGAUUUGAAGAUUUGUGACGAGAGCCGUAACUGGAUGGAUCAGAAGGCAUACGUGCUAUGGGAGAAGAAGCAGCUGAUGCUUCAGCUGACACCGGUCGCUGAGGAGAUAGUCAUAAAGGGUCUGUAA